AUGGCCGAUGGUGAAGAAACCCCACAGAUAGGCGAGUCAGGCGCAGCUGACGUGGAGAUGGAGGCCAUGGAAGAGACACAAGAGGUGGAAGAUGACAAGGCCGCCGGGCGAGGGGAAGACGCAGGCAAUGACACGCAGAUCGCCAAUGGCAAUACCACCAAUCCUCAAACCAUGUUUCUCGAGUACCUCAAGUCACCUAUCGUCCAUCUGAUUGUGGGCACCGGCAAUGAGGAGACUACCUUGACUGCCCACAAAGCCAUCCUCCAAAAGUCGCCUUAUUUCAGCGAGAUACUCUCGAGUCUUGACGACGACUCUCUCAUAGUCGAGCUGCCUGAUGAGUCGCUAGAUGCAGUGGGUUGUUUCCUCCAAUAUCAAUAUACCGGCGAAUACUUCCCUCGACGCCUUGCAGACUCGCCUGACGGCCUGGAACCUGACCCUUCAGUCCCGCCCGUUGACAACACCGGCGAACAGCUUCUCAAACAUGCGCGCGUCUACACGCUGGCUCAGAAGCUUGGGUUGCCUGACCUCAAGACACUAGCGCAUUCAAAGAUACAUCGUAUCAACUCGACCGCUGUGGGGGAGAUCGCAUACGCACGUUAUGUGUAUGGCAACACACCUUCGGACGAUGUCACCAUCCGCAGGCCUGUUGCUGCGUUCUGGGCCACCCGGUCACACGUUUUGCGCCACGAAGCCGAGUACGAAUUCAAGGCAAUGUGUCUGGAGUACCCACAGUUUGGCUUUGACGUUCUGAAUCUGGUGCUGGAUCAGCGGGAGAAGAGAGCGAGAGAGCGAGAAGAGGAGGGCACUCCGGGAGGCACCAAAGGCAGGAAGAGGGCGCGCCCCAGCGUCAACGUUUAA
Molecule: messenger RNA, 858 nt
Organism: Fonsecaea monophora
Lineage: Eukaryota; Fungi; Ascomycota; Eurotiomycetes; Chaetothyriales; Herpotrichiellaceae
Exons: 1
Coding region: 1-858 (285 amino acids)
Molecular function (GO): protein binding
Source: RefSeq, a predicted model, not a curated record